AAUGAAUCUGAACCAAAUAGAAGCGAAAUUCAAAGAGCUAAAGGACAGAGAAAGAGACUUCAUGUUACACAGUAAAUCCAGUUCAAAGAUCCACAAAAUGAAAGGAGUCCCUAAGCAUUCCUAUUUUGAGGAGAUCUACAACGACUUUUAUGUUGCAAAGGAAGAUGAGAAAUAGAAAUGGGAAAACUAGAAUCAAUAGCCUGACUACACAGAAGAAAGAAUGACUUGUCAAUGCGGUGAACCAUGUGGCGCAAAAAGAUGGAGCUUAUAGGCUCAAAGAAAUCACAGGUGCAAAAUUCGACCCAAAUGGGAACCAUAAAGAUCAGAAUAACAAUCUGACGACUAAAAAUUUGAACAUCCUUGCUACAGAAAAUCCAGAAAAGAUAGACGAGUAUAGUGAAUCUGCAGAAUACGAAUCUGAGCCAAGCAUUACAUACAAUCAUAGAGAACUAAGAGAUAAGCAAGUAAUUAUUAGCCAGUUCUCAGUUGAACCUGAUCCCAACAAACACAAACCUUUCAGCUCUCCGAGAUCUUUCUCUUCUGAGAAUUUUAAUAAAGGAAAGGAUGAUUUACAGGAAUACCAAAAUAAGACAGAGUUAGGUGAACCGAUGUUCAGAAAUUGGGACAUGACCAUUGAACCCAAAAAUGCAAAAGUCAGGAAUGAAGCUGCUACCAUGAUAAUAAAAUAGUCAUAACAAACACAAAAGAGGAUCUCUACAAAGACCUCGGGUCAAGAAAAUUCGGUAUCUAAUGGAUCCCAUUCACAAAAUAAAGAAUGUAAUGGAAGGAGAAGUUCAAAUCGGCUGCUCUCCAUGGACAAGAAAUGAUCUAAAUUCUAUCCCUAAAAUAUACAGUAUCCCGAACAGAAAGUAUGAGAAGAGUUUCGAAAAGAUAAAUAAUUCUGCUAAAAUUCAGAGCCCAAUAGCUAGUCCGAAGAGGAUCAAUAGGCCAAUGUCAGACAAAAAUAUCACAACAGAAAGACCAGAGAAGGAGGUUGCACAUACAACUAGAGAAAAGAAUGUGUUACAAUCCUGUGGCAGUGAAGCGAUGCUUGGAAACAGAUCCCUUUCUAACAGCAAAGUGAAAUUUUAUAAGAAAUCAACAACCCACAGAGGGUCUAAUACUGAGCUCAAUGAAAUGGAUUAUAUGACUAAAAGUCAAACUAAUCUCCCAUCUAUAACCUUUACUAAAGCAGGUUCUCGAAAUAAUGAUCUCAAGGGGAUGACUACAGAGAAAUUCUUCAAGAAGGAUAUUAAAUCGUAUGAACAGAUGAAGAGGAAACCUUUCAAAUCUGUUUCAGAGCAUUUUAAGAUCCUUGAGACAAAAGCUGGUGUAAAAUUUGAUCACUCUAGUCAAUCACCACCUCGCAAUAACUCAAGUUUGUUCUUAAGGAACUUCCACAACUGUGCAAAUGAAAAACUAAUCCAAGAAAAUGUGCUUUUGUUCAAGAGCCAAACUAGAAAUAAGGCAGAGUCUAUUAGACCAGAAAACAUCAUAAAUACCAUUCCUAAAAGAGAGCAAUAUGCUGCGAAAAAUUAUCUCAUGCUUGAGGGGCAUAACCCUCACUGGAAAAUUCUACAAUCUGAGCUGCUUCGGAGAAGUCAUCAAGAUAAAAUGAGCCAUUUCACUAGUUUCGAUGAAUAUUCAGAAAUUGACAGACAUCUCAGAAUGGCUGUUAAUGAAGCGAGAAAACUUGAUGCUCAAAACAUGCUGGUUAACACUCAUGGUUGUAUUAAGCCAUUCCAAAGUCAAAGAAAAGCUGGGAGAUUUUCUCAUCCCUUAAAAACUCUCAACCAACCUAAUAAAGAAGAAAUUCCUAGCAUAGUGCAUAACAAGGAUUUGAUUCAAGAUCAGGCUAAAGCCCAGAAAAACUUGGAUAUCUCACUUGGAUAA
Molecule: messenger RNA, 1893 nt
Organism: Moneuplotes crassus
Lineage: Eukaryota; Ciliophora; Spirotrichea; Euplotida; Euplotidae
Source: the annotation of a GenBank genome assembly